UCCAAAAUUCACCGUCUGUUACAGUCUGAACAUGAGAGUUCUGUGCUGGUCAAGAAUCCAAUUGAAAUGGAUCUUUUCCCCUUGAAUUUUGCCAAUCCACGGAUUUCCUGCUCUCCUGCUGACUACGCUUUUUUGAAAAGGAAAGGGGGCUGGCCUAAAGGCAAGAAAAGGAAACCCCCGAGGGACCCUCCUGUUCCCCGCGCUCCUAGGACAGGGUACGUGAUAUUCCUAAAUGAGCAGAGGAGCCCCCUGAGGGCCAGGCACCCAGAUCUGCCUUUCACGGAAAUCACGAAGAUGCUGGCCGCUCAGUGGGCUCAGCUGCCCCAAGAGGAAAAGCAAAGGUAUGUGUAUGAGGCCGUUGAAGACAAGCAGCGCUACAUCCGAGAGCUGCAGGCCUACCAGAGCUCCAAGGCCUACCGAGCCUUCCUGCGCAGGCGGGCAGCGCACAAAGUGCAGGCGCUGUGCGGAACAGGUACACUAGGAUGUGAGUUUGAGAGUGAGGGCCUUGACUUCUCAGCAAUUGACAGGCCUUGGGAUGAGUUGAAAUUCUCAGCUGUGCUCAGAAAAGCCUCAACCCGGCAAGCGAUCUCACAGGGGGAUGAGAACGAUGACCUGUACUGUCGGACCUGCAGGCAGUUCUUCAGUUCCCUGCAUAACAAGCGGGAGCACCUGCUGGGGAAGCAGCACCUGCAGAACCUCACAGGGGAAUUUGAAAAAGAUUCUGCUGAGUGCUUGAAGCAUCUGGAGCCUCUGGAGGGAGAGGUAGGUCAGAAUUUGAACAAAGGGGACUCAGAGGAGGAAGCUGAGUGUCCUGAUCCACUUCCACUCAGAGGCCUGAUUCCAGAGACGAGUUUUGCUUCACUUGACUUACGUUUCUUGCAAGAGUUCAUCUUUAAACUUCUGAAAAUCAAAGAAUUUGAGCUCAGAGAGCUGAGGAAGACUUUAGAAAGAGCUCAAGUAGAGCAGGAGGCCCUGCAGAGGCAGCUGCUGGAGUUUCAGAACCGGCGGCAGAGGCUGGAGGUGGAGCUGGCCGGCCUGAAGACCUAUGGGGUCGUCCUGGAGAAGGAGUUUGAGAACCUGAACAUGGUCCUGAUGCUGUCCCACUUCGGCCUGCGAGUAAUAGACACGACAUAAAGCAGUGCCCACCCCCGCACCGACGGAACCCCAGGACGCAUUCUGGACACACGGGAGUCAGCUUCUAAAGGUGUAUUUCCCUCAGUGGAGGAAGAGUGGAAGAUCCUGGGGUCCUGCGGAUGGGACAGCCAGGACGGCUCUACUGACCCAGGAAAAAAUAAAUUGUGCAUGUGUGUUUGCACAACAGACGCAAUCUGUCUUUUGUCUGGGGCUUGGCAGUGUCUGCUCUGUAAGUGUUCCCUCUACGGACUAAAAGUUGAGCAGCUUUAAUGUGGGAAAAUGUUGGUGGAGUGUGUCUGCCUCUGCAAGCAUAGAGGGUGAGUGCAGUGCGUACCUGCUCGCAGGGCACACUGUGCCCGGCAGCCCUGAGUCUCUGGCGCACUUUGAGCAGCCCCUCUCCUCAGCCUCUUGGACACUUCGGUUUCCUCUACUGAAUUAUAAAGACAGUACUGCUGCCCAUCAGCCUCAAGGGAUGGGAUGAAGAUGGAGUAACACAAUCAUCUUGUAUGCAUUUAGGUCCCCUGGAAGCUGACCUUGAGAUCAGGACCUGCACGAAGCAGGUAGUUUGGGAGGUGAUCCAAGUAGGGGAGUGGGGAACUGAAACAGGCAGGGGAGGACAGACAUGAGAGGGUGCACUGUGUCAGCAAGAAACUGUGGCUGAACCCCCAGGGAAAUUCUGGGAGCCAGGGUAGGACCCAUACCUGAGAGCUUCCCACGCAGUGGCCUGGAAGGUGGGGUAUUUAUCCACCAACUCCCUUCCAUCGGUGCUGGAGGAUGGCUUCCAGGAAGGGUCAAUUCCUUUUCCUUCCAGCCUGCUGUGCAGGUGACAAGGGGGGUGGGGCACAGGAGGCCAGAAGAGCCUUGAGCAGGAAAAUGGACCCUGCAGUUGGAAGGCUGGCCAGUGUGCCCCCUGGGGUGGCAAGGACAAGGGAUGUGGGUAGGGCACCAGCAGUGUCUGUUAUGGGGCUGUUGUAGGGCUUUAUAGGCUAUUAAUUGAUAUACAGCUACAAAAUGGGGGCAGGGGGCAUGGUGGGUCCUGUACACACAUGGGUGUAGACAUCAGGGACUAGGUCUGCCUGCCUGAAGCAAAGACCCGACCACAGUGGCUUCACCACAUAACAAAAGGUCCAGCAGUGAGCAGCAGGGACAGGGACAGCAGCUUCCCAGAGGGGCCCAGGCACCUCUUUCUACUCAGUUCCCUCCAGCGCUGGCUCUUGUGCGUAUAUCCCUUGCCCCCAGGGCAGCUCUCCAACCUCCAGCGUUGCUUCUGUACUCCAGGCAUGCUGGGGGCAAAGGGCAGGGCAAAAGGGAGGCUCCAGAUGGUCAGCCUCCUUUUACAAAGAGCUUCCAGAAAGCCCCAC
Molecule: messenger RNA, 2495 nt
Organism: Orcinus orca (killer whale)
Lineage: Eukaryota; Metazoa; Chordata; Mammalia; Artiodactyla; Delphinidae
Exons: 11
Coding region: 67-1134 (355 amino acids)
Biological process (GO): regulation of gene expression
Cellular component (GO): nucleus
Source: RefSeq, a predicted model, not a curated record